Colias croceus (clouded yellow) is the source of this 1190-nucleotide messenger RNA. RefSeq lists its product as uncharacterized. Lineage: Eukaryota; Metazoa; Arthropoda; Insecta; Lepidoptera; Pieridae. Bases 435 to 944 code for a protein of 169 amino acids. The record is from RefSeq and is a predicted model, not a curated record. The transcript has 2 exons.
AAUAGGAUAAAUAAUUAAGAUUGUAUUUCAUAACUACUUUUAUUUUUAGUCUGUGCUUUUCUAUUAUUUAAUCUGUGGAUAUGUUAUCUGUAGACUGUAAAACGAUCUAUGUUGUCUAUGACUUGACUUUGUGUUUUUUUGGUACGAUGUAAUGGAGAUUUGUUGAAAUGUAUUUUUGAUAUGUAACCGGUGUCUGGGAAAUAAAUCGAUUGGGCGAAUUUGGCUUUUCAUUUACACCAUCCCCACAUAAUUUGGGGGCUUCGUCCGGGAUACGGGAUGGUGGAAUAAAGAAAAAACAGACGAAGACUAUGAUGCCGGUGAUUUAACCUGAUUAAGAAUUUACGAAUUACGAACGAAGACUAAGAUUUAAAGAAGCUUAUGAUUAUACGAUUACGACUUGAAGACUAUAAAACUUUUUAUUUACAUUAUUCAUCAUGCCGCCGAAACGAGUAAAAGAUGAUGAUGAUUGUGGUGAACCAUCGCCGCGUAUUUCCUUCAAUGACUUAGAGAAAUCAAUGACGCCAUUUUCGGGUGAUGAUGCCUAUGGCAUCGAAACAUUCGUAAAAGAUUUUGAAGAUAUUUCCUCUUUAAUGCAAUGGGGCGAAAUAGAAAAACUCAUAUUUUCGAAGCGGCUUCUCGCGGGAACCGCCAAGCUAUUUUUACGUUCACUAAGUGGGACCACCACGUGGGAUACACUUAAGUCUGAGCUCCGUGAGGAAUUUGGUAAGAAGUUGAACAGUGCAACUGUUCACAAGAGACUUUCAACUCGCCGGAUGAAGAUGAAUGAGACUCAUCAGCAUUAUUUUUUACAUAUGAAGGAACUUGCAGUACUUGGGAAUGUUGAAGAUGAAGCCCUGAUGGAAUAUGUCAUCGACGGUAUUAAAGACAGAAGAUUCAAGGUGAAAAAUUGUUAUCUUAUAGUUCAGGAACAACAGAAACUUUAACUGGAAUAGCUGAAAAGGAAAUUUAUACAAAAGGAUCUUUCACAGCAAAAAUUGAAAUUGAUGAUUGUUAUUUUGAAACUUUAUUUUAUGUUGUUGAUGAUGGCGCUAUUCCUGUCAACAUUAUAUUAGGAAAUCCUGUACUGAAAGAAGUAGAAAUCAAUUUUAAAUCUGGAACUAUCACUGCAACAAGAAUAUUACACCUUACAAUGCUAGAGAAUGAAAAUGAAGAUAUCACAAAUAUUGAAA